Molecule: messenger RNA, 3322 nt
Organism: Phacochoerus africanus (Common warthog)
Lineage: Eukaryota; Metazoa; Chordata; Mammalia; Artiodactyla; Suidae
Gene: AMMECR1
Product: AMMECR nuclear protein 1
Exons: 6
Coding region: 168-1169 (333 amino acids)
Cellular component (GO): nucleus
Source: RefSeq, a predicted model, not a curated record
GGGCUGGCCGCGUGGCCGGGCGGCCCGGGCCGGGGAGCGGCGCGCGCGCGCGUGGCCCGCGAGCCCCUGGCGCGCCCCCGGCGGCCGGGGCCGCAGCGUGCUCGCCCCCGCCGCCAGCUCGCCUCACUUAUGGGUCGGAAGCGCUGCGUGGGGGAGACUGUUCCAAGAUGGCGGCGGGUUGCUGCGGGGUGAAGAAGCAGAAACUGUCCAGUUCGCCCCCCUCUGGCUCGGGUGGCGGUGGUGGCGCCUCCUCCUCCUCCCACUGCAGCGGAGAGAGCCACUGCCGAGCCGGGGAGCUGGGACUAGGAGGCGCCGGUACGCGGCUCAACGGGCUAGGAGGUCUAGCCGGAGGAGGUAGCGGCAGCGGCUGUACCCUCUCUCCCCCCCAGGGCUGCGGCGGCGGCGGCGGGGGGAUCUCCCUGUCGCCACCUCCGAGCUGCGGAGUGGGGACCCUACUUUCUACCCCGGCUGCCGCCACCUCUCCCUCGUCCUCCUUGUCGUCCGCCGCCUCGUCCUCAUCGCCCGGCUCCCGGAAGAUGGUGGUGUCAGCGGAGAUGUGCUGCUUUUGCUUCGAUGUGCUCUACUGUCACCUGUACGGAUACCAGCAGCCCCGGACCCCCCGGUUCACCAACGAGCCCUACCCACUGUUUGUAACAUGGAAGAUUGGUCGAGACAAAAGAUUGCGUGGAUGCAUAGGUACUUUUUCUGCCAUGAAUUUGCAUUCAGGACUCAGGGAGUACACACUUACCAGUGCCCUUAAAGAUAGCCGUUUUCCCCCAAUGACAAGGGACGAGCUGCCGCGGCUGUUCUGCUCAGUGUCUCUGCUCACUAACUUCGAAGAUGUCUGUGAUUAUUUGGACUGGGAGGUGGGUGUACAUGGCAUUAGAAUAGAAUUCAUCAAUGAAAAAGGAUCAAAACGCACCGCCACCUACCUACCGGAGGUUGCAAAGGAGCAAGGAUGGGACCAUAUUCAGACCAUAGACUCCUUACUGAGGAAAGGAGGAUACAAAGCUCCGAUUACUAAUGAAUUCAGGAAAACCAUAAAACUGACCAGGUACCGUAGUGAAAAGAUGACCUUGAGCUACGCCGAAUACCUUGCUCAUCGCCAGCAUCAUCAUUUCCAAAAUGGCAUUGGGCAUCCCCUUCCGCCGUACAACCAUUAUUCCUGACACUGAGCCGCACAGCCAGUCACUGGGCCUCUCUGCAGACCUCUUCCCAGGAGACCCUACCCCUUCUUGGUCUAGCUAUCUCUUUUACUGUACCAUUUUAUGAUGAUAGUUUCCGUUGCCAUGGUGAAGCUUCGACAUCGUCAGUUAAGAUCAUCAUGGUAACGGGUAGGAAAGUGGCAUUUACUAAGCAGAUCCUGUUUUAUUAUUUUAGAUCAUUGAUUUUUUUUUUUGCAGCAUAUAUGAAUUUUGGGGUUUUCGUACCUUACAACCUUAUAUAGAAUUUUGCUUUGCUAUAUCUCAGUCAGGUUUAUCUUUCUGUCCUCCUUUGCCUGCCUUCCUGUCUCCUUUCCUUCCUUCCUUCCUUCCUUCCUUCUCUUCCUUCCUUCUUUUGACUGUGGAUGGAAGACAUUGUGCAGUUUUUAAGGAUUCCAUUUAGGUGUUUCUUUAGUUUUUUUCCUCAGUAAGAUAGAUCAUUUUUGAUAGCUGUGUUUGGGAGUAAUUCAUAUCAGAUUCAGGUAUUUGUAUAUUACUCUUGAAUUUGUCUAAAAUUCAUUUUGCUACGAGAGCUUCGUAUGUGGGUCUUUCACUCCCUAAGUAUAUGUUUCUCCCAUGGAUAAAAUAGAUGAACUUUUCGUUCUAGUAUAGAACAUUCGAAGGUCCAAGACAGGACUUGUCACAGAGAGUGAGAAAUCAUUUAUGCCUAUCGUGCUGGGUAUCAUAGGAAAAACUGCCUCAUCACUUUAUAGAAUCAACUUACAACCUAAAACACUGUUUUAAGGAAUUACAAGCUACCUUUGAAAUAUGCUACAGAAAUCAUUUCGAAAAGCAGCGAAUAUCAGGAAGAGAACAGAUACAGAACUUUAGUGCCUUUGAGAAGACUAUAAUUAAGUGGAAUUAAGAGGGAUUAGAAAAAAGGCAAUUUAGAGAAAUAUUCUUGUAAAAUUGUAUUGUUUCUAUAUAUGAAACAGCAGAUUAGACAAAUUGCUUACUCAAGUAUUUUUUUAAGCUGAAAAAAUUUAUUUUGAGCAAAUAACCAAAAAGAGACAUUUGUCUAUUAUAUAUUAACUUAAAUUUGUUAGCUUUAGGUUUCAGUAAGUCAGUCGUGAUUGGCCAGAGACAAUUGUAGCUGCCAUUUCAAGAAAUGGCAAAGCUAAUCUAGUGAAACAAAAGUUCAUUCAUGCCGUGCUUUCAGACAUGUUUGUCAUGGGGACAACACUGGAGUUUUAGAAAUACUAUAAAAUCGCUUGAAUCUCUUUCUGCACUACAUACUUUAGAGAGAAACACAUUUACUAUAUUGAUGUUAUGUUACACCUAUGAAAAUGGAUUGGCAUUUAGAUAUAUACCAUAUAGUAUAGUUGUUGGAGCCCAGCUCGUUUGCAGGGCGAGUUUUCCCGUGACGCAUACAUACAAAGAGAACUUCCUAAUGUCAGCAGGAGGUCUGUAUGUAUAUCCCCAGGGAAAACGACGGAUUUUGGAGAAAGAUUACCUUCAUUUUAUGGUAGUGAAUAUGUGUGUGUGUGUGUGUGUGUGUGUGUGUGUGUGUGUGUGGCGUGCGUGCGUAUGCAGUAUGUGUGUAAGAAAAUUUUUUUCAAACAGGAAACAAAUAUAUCAAGUAAUGAAUAUAUGUAUGGAGCAGAAUAUAUGGUCUAAAACUAUGAGAUGUCACUGAAUAUCAAGAUGGCGUAGCUUAUGCAUGUAGUUGCUGUGACAGGUGACAGACUGCUAGUUCAGAAUUUGAAAACCCUUUUCUAGUUUGUGUGAUUAAUGGGCUGAAUUCCUUCUGCUUGCCCUUGCGGGAAAGCAAACUGCUUGUGUUUUUCGAUGAGAGUUCUUAGGAGUGUCUUGAUAUUCCUUCAUCCACAGCAUCUGUUGUUGAAAUAACCAUUUUCAGUUGUGAUGCCUUAACUAAGAAGCCAAUUGUUAGCCUGAAAUGGAAUCUCAGUAGCCAGUUCCAUUGAACCUAGACAUGAGUCAGAGAAAGCUAGCUGUUGGGCUUUAGAAAGGGAUUUUUGAGUCCUUUCAUUUCUACUUGGGAGCAUUUUGGAGCAGAUUAGUCUUUUAGUAUGAAAACAAGUGGCUACCUGAUGGACAUUUUUUUCUUGCCCUUAUAGGGAAACUGAGCACAAGCUGAAUGAUAUUGUCUGCUGCAAAAA